Molecule: messenger RNA, 792 nt
Organism: Prorocentrum cordatum
Lineage: Eukaryota; Dinophyceae; Prorocentrales; Prorocentraceae
Source: the annotation of a GenBank genome assembly
AUGCGCCGCAGGAGUCGCGAGAGGGAGCGGAGAAGGAGGAGGAGCACGUCGGGCGAUUCCCCGCGGGGGGCGACCCGCGCAGGGAUGAGCGCCGGCUGGCGGGAGCCACCGGCGGAGGAGGCGAGUCUGACGGCUACGCGCGGGCGCCUGCAGCGGAAGGCGGAGGCGAUGCGGAUCGCGGCAGAGGACAUGCUGCGGGCCGGCCUUCUGGAGCUGCGGAAGCAGGAGCUGGAGGCAGAGCUGGUCCGCCUGGCCGCCGCGGCGGCUGCGGGCAUGCCGCGGCCUCUGGGGCGUCCAAGCGCAAAGUCGGCGCCCCCGUCGGCAAACCGACGUGUCUGGGCCAGCGCCAGCGCUGCUUCUGCCAGGGCGCGGCCAGUCGCGGCCCCGCCCGCGAGCUCACCAGCGGAGAGCGGGACGUCAGGUGAAGCUCGGCGCGCCUUCCAUGCCUGGAGCCGGGUGGCCGCGCGGGCGGCCGCGAGCCACGCAGCGGAGGUGGCCAGGGAGCAGCUCGAGCAGGAGCUCCGGCACUGUUGCGCAGUGCGGCUUGUGCAGGGGAAGCGCUUGGCCGAGUGCCAGUCGAUGGUGUGCGCGCUGCUGGGGCAGUGGCGUCUCUUGGCGGCCAGGGCUCGGCACGACCGCCCGCGGCUGCUGCUGCGCGAUGCCGCAGGGGCACGAGCCGUGUCGCGAGGGCAUGUCCAGGCACGCCGGCCAGAGUUUCACGCGGGGGAGCCGCCUCUUCGUGCCAAAGACCCUGUGGAGGGCAGGAGGUGGAGCAGGAUGCAGUUGGUGUAG